Messenger RNA from Passer montanus (Eurasian tree sparrow), 1446 nucleotides. It is a transcript of the gene MTCH1, whose product is annotated as mitochondrial carrier 1. The annotation marks the transcript as partial. The record is from RefSeq and is a predicted model, not a curated record. Gene Ontology annotation, biological process: positive regulation of apoptotic process. The transcript is spliced from 12 exons. NCBI's taxonomy places the organism in Eukaryota, Metazoa, Chordata, Aves, Passeriformes, Passeridae. Gene Ontology annotation, cellular component: mitochondrion; membrane.
UUCUCGCCGCUGUCGCCGCCUGGCGGGGGCGCGGCGGACGCGGCGGGGCCUGAGGGCGCCGAGGGCCUGUUCGUGCUGCUGGGCGCGGGGCUCGCCGCCGCCAGCCACCCCCUGCUCUACGUCAAGCUGCUCGUGCAGGUUGGCCAUGAGCCACUGCCUCCAACCGUUGGAAGAAAUGUGCUGGGAAGGAAGGUCCUGUACAUGCCUGGCUUCUUCACCUACGCCAGACACAUCGUGGAGGUGGAUGGGAAGAGAGGCCUCUUCCGUGGCCUGACCCCGCGCCUCAUCUCAAGCACUUUAUCAACCAUCACCAGGGGGAGUGUGAAGAAGGCGUUUCCACUGGAAGACAUGGAGCACGUGUCUAACAGGGAUGAUGUGAAAACCUCACUUAGGAAAGUGGUCAGAGAGACAUCCCACGAGAUGAUGAUGCAGUGUGUGUCCCGGGUGGUCUCGCACCCGCUGCACGUGAUCUCCAUGCGCUGCAUGGUCCAGUUCGUAGGCCGGGAAGUCAAAUACAGCGGUGUGUUCAGUGCCAUUGGCAGGAUAUUUAAGGAAGAAGGGAUCCUGGGAGGAUUCUUUGUUGGGUUAGUCCCUCACAUCCUGGGGGAUGUCAUCUUUCUCUGGUGCUGCAACCUCCUGGCUCACUUCAUCAACACCUACGCCGUGGAUGACAACUUCAGCCAGGCCUCGGUGAUCCGGAGCUACACCAAGUUCGUGAUGGGGAUCGCUGUGAGCAUGCUGACCUACCCGUUCCUUCUCGUGGGAGAUCUCAUGGCAGUGAACAACUGUGGGUUGCGUGCAGGCCUCCCUCCCUACGCUCCUGCCUUUGCAUCCUGGAUCCACUGCUGGAGGUACCUCAGUGCUCAGGGGCAGCUGUUCCGUGGCUCCAGCCUGCUGUUCCGCAGGGCGCCCAUCCCAGCCGCCUCCUUCCCCCUCGACUGACGCCUCGGCAGGGACAGCUCAUCAGCCUGGGCUCCUCGAGAAUCCCCGAGCUUGUUUCGAUAUCUGUACAUUUCUAUUUUCUGAUCCAAAGCCCAUGGUGCCAGAACUGACACCUCCUCUCCAGCAAGGCCAGGAACAGACUUCUGGACAUCUGGCUCAGGCUCCAGCUGGACCAAAGCUCCAUCCUCGUGGCUGUCUCGACUGGGAUGUAUAGCAGAGAGAGCAGAAAGCUGUUGUCUCUUUGGUCCAAGCUGUAGCUCUGGAGUUGCUGGGGAAGUCCAGGAACCCAGAAAAUGCCCAGGUACUAAAGGAGCCAGCCAUGAGCUGCAGGGACAAAAGACUGCUUUGUUCUGCCUGAGCUGAAAAGAGCAGGAGAGCCAAGGUCACCUCCCUGGGAAGGUUAUGCAGGUGACAGCCUCCUGCCUCAUCCUUUCUGGAGAGAGCACCUUUGCCUGGCAGGUAGCUCAUCCUGGGCAAGAUCAACCUGCCAUCUGUAUUUAAGGU